Molecule: messenger RNA, 4650 nt
Organism: Esox lucius (northern pike)
Lineage: Eukaryota; Metazoa; Chordata; Actinopteri; Esociformes; Esocidae
Product: polypyrimidine tract-binding protein 1
Exons: 16
Coding region: 90-1823 (577 amino acids)
Biological process (GO): regulation of cell differentiation; regulation of RNA splicing; mRNA processing
Cellular component (GO): nucleus
Molecular function (GO): mRNA binding
Source: RefSeq, a predicted model, not a curated record
UCCGCCAUUUUGUAAGGGUAUAAGAAAAGUCGACCAAGCAACAGAUUUGCUGGUCUAACCUGUGUAGCUAGGUAGUUCCGUGUUGUGCAAUGGACGGCCGUCUAGAGACUGAUUUGUAUCCUAUGGGAUCUACUUACGUCACUGAACUAGACAGUGUCCACGAUAUUACAGUUGGUACAAAGAGAGGAUCAGACGAGCUUUUCUCUUGUGUCGCAAACGGCCCCUAUAUAAUGACCAGUUCAGCAGCCAAUGGCAAUGACAGCAAAAAGUUCAAAGGUGACAUAAGGAGCCCAGGCAUCCCGUCGCGCGUCAUCCAUGUCCGCAAGCUCCCCAAUGACAUCAAUGAGGCUGAGGUCAUCGCCCUGGGCCUGCCCUUUGGCAAAGUCACCAACCUGCUCAUGCUCAAAGGAAAGAACCAGGCCUUCCUGGAGAUGAACAGUGAAGAUGCAGCCCAGACCAUGGUCAGCUACUAUUCCUCUGUGACGCCCGUCAUCCGCAACCACCCCAUCUUUAUGCAGUACUCCAACCACAAGGAGCUGAAGACAGACAACUCCCCGAACCAAGUGAGGGCCCAGGCGGCGCUGCAGGCAGUGAACGCGGUGCAGACCGGGGGCCUGCCCAUGGCCGGGGGCCUGCCCAUGACGGCGGUGGACGCUUCGGGCGGUAUGGGGGGGCAUAGCCCGGUGCUGCGUGUCAUUGUGGAGAACCUCUUCUACCCGGUCACCCUGGAUGUGUUGCAUCAGAUCUUUUCCAAGUUUGGCACUGUGUUGAAGAUCAUUACUUUCACCAAGAACAACCAGUUCCAAGCCCUGCUGCAGUAUGCUGAUGGCCUCACUGCUCAGCAUGCUAAACUGUCUUUAGACGGGCAGAACAUCUACAAUGCCUGCUGCACCCUUCGCAUCAACUUCUCCAAGCUCACCAGCCUGAAUGUCAAGUACAACAACGACAAGAGCCGUGACUACACACGCCCUGACCUGCCCACGGGAGACAGCCAGCCCUCCAUCGACCACCAGGCAAUGGCUGCAGCCUUCGGUGAGUACUAUGGUGCUCCUGGGAUCAUCUCUGCCAACCCGUACACCGGGGCCCAUGCCUUUCCCCCAGCCUUCACCAUCCAGCAGGCUGCAGGCCUGACCAUGCAAGGUGUUCCUGGCGGCCUGGCCCAGCUGACCAUGCCAGGGGCUGCGGCCGCCGCAGCUGUCCGAGGACUCGGCUUCCACCAACUGUCCGGUGGCCACUGUGUCAUGCUGGUCAGCAACCUCAACCCGGAGAGAGUUACGCCCCAAUGCCUCUUUAUUCUUUUCGGUGUAUAUGGUGAUGUGAUGAGAGUGAAGAUUCUGUUCAACAAGAAGGAGAAUGCUCUGAUCCAGAUGACCGAUGGGACCCAGGCUCAGCUCGCAAUGAGCCAUCUGAAUGGCCAGAGAUUGCAUGGGAAAGCCCUGCGUGUCACCCUGUCCAAACAUACCAACGUUCAGCUUCCUCGCGAGGGCCACGAGGACCAGGGCCUGACGAAGGACUACAGCAAUUCACCCCUGCACCGCUUCAAGAAGCCCGGCUCCAAGAACUACUCCAAUAUAUUCCCGCCCUCGGCUACUCUGCACCUUUCAAAUAUCCCGCCCUCUGUGGUUGAAGAUGACCUCAAGAUGCUUUUUGCAAGCUCUGGUGCAAUGGUGAAGGCCUUCAAGUUUUUUCAAAAAGACCGCAAGAUGGCCUUGGUUCAGAUGGGCUCAGUGGAGGAGGCCAUAGAGUCCCUGAUUGAGUUCCAUAAUCACGACCUGGGAGAAAACCACCACCUGAGGGUCUCUUUUUCCAAAUCCACCAUCUGAGGGGAGCCCAAAACGCAACUGCUAACAGGCUGCUGUCCUUUUCCGAAGUUGACUAUGUCAAGUUGCAGUGACACGACUCUUCUGUUGUAAAGUAGCCUUCACCACAGAAUUCACUUCCAUCAUUCCUAGUAUAUGAUAUUUAUAUACACAAAUCAGCCUAUAAACCAUAUAUGGAGAAGAACAGUGCACACCCAAUUUUACUGGGGUUUUAAACAUUUUUAGUUUUCUAUUAUCUUGCCUUUUUGGGGGGGGGGGGGGGUCCUAGCUCUCAGCAUACUGAAAGAGUUUACACUUAACUAGGAGUCUGAAUAAAGACUCAUGUAAGCUUCAGUCUUCUGGAAUAUUCCAUUUGCCCUUUGGGUCCAGCACCACUAGGUUCUGUGCCACUUCUGUAGCAUCUCAUGUCCUCUUGCCUUCAGAGCUUUCCUGUGCCUUACUCAACCAGUCUUAAAUCCUUCAAUUUGAUACUAGCAUUUUUACAAUCCUCCUUUGUCCAAUGCCUUUGUUUACUAAUGCCGGGUUUACCGCGGAUGUGGGUUCAUCGUUUGUAUGAAAUCUAUUACAAGUUUGUCCAUUUCCCCAACAUUAUGAAGUUAUUUUAUAGUGCCUUGUUUUAAGUUGGCUAGUUUGAAAUCAGCAAUGCGUAUCUAGCUUUUUUUUGACAUACUCCUUGUACCAGGGUUUGUCAGUCAUAUUUGGAGUCCUGUUUACUGUAUCUCUAUAGGUGGUUUGCAUUCCCUUUUGACAUGUAUGCAAUCAUUUUGUACAAAUCUAGUAUUGUACACAGUUAUUCCUAUAUUCUGUUUGUUGUAGGUGUCAGGUCUUGGUCAGUGGUUGUCUUAACCGCUGUGCCUCUGCAAAAAGUCUUGCUUGAACUUACCUCAAGUGUGGUUUACAAUGUGAUCUCUUGUUUCUGAUUUUAUCUUGCUUUCCUCUCCUGUUGCAGACUCUGUCAACUUAGUAUUUGUUCAACUUUGUUAUACACUACAGCUUGACCAAAUAAUGCCUUUUUCUAGGUUAUUGUAGUUAGUAUGAGAGACACUGCUUAAUUCACUGUCAGUUGUGGUAAUCCGCUCGUCUUGCAGCGUCUACAUGGCUCUUGAGCUUCAGACACGUGGACUACUGCAGCUCCCCCGCUGUGAGCCAUGAAUUACAUUACAGAAUUGGACUCUUUCGAGGUGUGUGUAACUUACACCAGUGAAUACUUGUGUCAGUCACUCCACUUGACUAUUCACGAAAGGGUGAGCAGCUUUUAUACGGCGCCCUGUCAUUGCAGUCUGACUGGUCGCAGUCAACAGACUGUGCAGCUUUUAUUAAGAUAAUUUUAAUAUUUUGGACAAGUGCCUUUCAAAACAGUCUACUUUGGUCUGGUGGAAUGAAAGUGUUGUUUUUGACUUUAAGUUCCCUGAGGCUUGUAUGAAAUUCAUAACCGUCUGCAGUGAAUUUACACUCUGUGGCAACUUUAUUAACAACACCUAUGUAGUAUCGGGUGGGAACACCCUUUUGCCUCCAGAACAGCCUGAAUUAUUUAGUGUUUUUCUAGUCUCCAAUUGUCCAGUUGUGGUAAUUGCAUGCCCACUGUAACCUCAUCCUCCUGUUCUGAGCUGACCGCAGUGGAACUUGAUGUGGUCUUGUGUUGCUGUAGCUCAUCCAUUCAAGGUUUUAUGUGCUGUCUGUUCAGAGAAGCCCUUCCGCACGCCACUGUUGUAAAGAGGUGAUUUGAGUGUUGGUGGCCUUCCGGUCAGCUUGAAUGAGCUCAACCAUUCUCCUCUGACCUACAUUUACAAGGUGUUUUUGUCCACAACUGCUGCUCACUGGAGGUUGUUUGAUUGCACCAUUAUCAGCUGUAGUGUGUUUGAGAAAAUCCCAGGAGGUCAGUUAUUUUUAUAUUUUUGAACUGUUGUCAGGCACAUUCAUACCACAGUGAGUUGCUUUGAUCACGUGUGUUCCCCAUUCUAAAGUUUGGUUUAACUAACCUAUAUGAUCAUGUUUGUACACCUCAUAUAUUGAGUUGUAGCCAUGUGAUUUGCUGUAUAUGUUAAUGAGCAGGUACCUAAUAAAGUGGCCACUGAGUGUAUAUGCAGGCUCCAUGGAAGGUGGACAUGUUGAGCACUUGAUUAGUUAAAUGUCAUUUAUCAACUAUCAGUCUUAAUACUGACACAUUCCAUGUGCAUUUUCUGUUUGGGAGUGGAGGUUCUUUAGGUUUUAGUAACUUUCACACUUAGUUGUGUGUGAAUCCAGUUUUUCCCCCAAUGUCGACCUGGUGCAAAGCAAUAAUAGAAUUUCAGGGUAUGGUAAGGAACCAGUGCUCACUUGCUUUGUUCAAUCAGUUUCUUUAAACAAAAUUGUUACAUGAUAAUCUGUUCUUAAUUGGAUCACCUGACUUCAAUAUUGACACUUGUUCAUAUCAAUCAGUGUAGCCUGUGUUAAAUGUCUUGCUUUGCAUACCCCAGGCAAUGGCAGGAAAGGAUUUUCCAAUUAUGCAAAAUUGCACAGCAUUUAAAAUCAUUACAACCUCAAUCAUUUGAUGUUUGAUAGUGGGAUUUCUUCAAGAGUAGUGAUAUUUGUCAGGGGGUUGGGAUGUAUAUACUUUUUUUUUUUUUUUGUACCACAUAGUAGUUAUUCAGAAGCAAUAUGUUUUUCUUAAUCUAUGAAACAUGUAUAUAUUUUGAUUACAGCUUGGGAAUAUUCCUGAGCCCAUCAGUAAAACAAGUUUGUAUCACAGGAAUUAAAUUGUUUUCUAACAAAGUUUUUGUCCCUUUUGGUUGUUGUAGUGUAACUUACACAUUUCUGGGUCUUGUGCCUUCAAUAAAUCUUUUCUCUGCUU